Molecule: messenger RNA, 1568 nt
Organism: Callorhinchus milii (elephant shark)
Lineage: Eukaryota; Metazoa; Chordata; Chondrichthyes; Chimaeriformes; Callorhinchidae
Exons: 4
Coding region: 25-1437 (470 amino acids)
Biological process (GO): arachidonate secretion; phospholipid metabolic process
Molecular function (GO): A2-type glycerophospholipase activity
Source: RefSeq, a predicted model, not a curated record
UAUCCAGGAACACUCUGGUGCGGAAUGGGGAACAACGCUGACACUUACCAGCACCUGGGAGAAUUCUCAGAAACGGACAAGUGCUGUAGAGAACAUGACCAUUGUGCUCAUGUCAUCCAUCCCCUGAUGUCCAACUAUGGCCACCGGAAUUUCAGAUGGCACACUCUGAGCCACUGUGACUGCGACAAUCGAUUAAAACAAUGCUUAAGAGAUGUGAAUAAUACAGCCUCCAGAGUGGUUGGACAAGCCUUCUUCAACGUGUUGGGGGUGCCAUGCUUUGACUUUGUCUAUGAAGAACAGUGUGUGGAGAGGUACUGGUACGGAUGGUGCAGGAAGUACGAUCGGGUGCCCAUCGCUGUCCCCAGAGAUUCUGUUCUCUAUGACUACGGGGGAGACUUGAUUGAUGACCUAAUUCUGAGGCCAGAGCCUGGUUCGGAGGAGCCCAUGACCUUGCCCCCGGCCAGCAUUCCCCCGGCAUUUACAGCGGCUCCAGGAUCUGCCAAGGCAGAGCAGUCGACUCUGGGUCAGAUGCUGAAUGUGGCCGAGGAUGUCCUCAAAGUCAUGGCCACCGUCACCCAGAGCUCGGCCCAUUGCAACGAUCCGGGCGGCGCCACGGGGACUGACGAGCGCAAAGCGUCCGAGAAGGGCAGGAAGAAGGAGAGGAAAGGGAAGAAAGGCAAGAAGAGGAGGAAGGGCAAAGGGAGGAAGAAGCAUCGCAAAGCCAAAUGCAGCACGUCUACCAAUCGCUUCCCGGGCCUGGAAGACCAGGGAAUGCAGAGCAAGAACUUCCUGGGUGAGGUGGAGAAGAUUGGAAGUGACAAGCACCUCAAGCAAAAUGUACUGGACAAUUCCUUGCAAUUGGAGAGAAGCGAAGAUAUAUUCAACCAUGUGAUGAACGACGACCCCUACAGGGCUCAACCCAUGACUCCAACUUCCCAGACGUUCACUCAAGCGGUCUUGAAACCAGACACCAACUUUCACCUUCGCACGGUGGAAAAUCCCGCACCUAGAGAGACGACAACGAACCCUAAGCUUUACCACCAGGUCCCCACCGAGUCAGUCCAAAAGCGAGGUCAUCUGGGUGGAUUCGUCAGUGAUGAGAUACUGUCACUCGUUGAGGAAGGUCCCAACUCCAAGGCCGUCCAGAAAGGGACUUCUGCCAAAACGCUUCUCAAGGCCACAGCCCACAAAGAGGAGCCUCUCGCCCCGUUGGAUGUUCGUCGGAAUCUUAAGCUGGUGGAAGGCGGAUCGAAACUCGAAGCCAACCAUCCCGCCCACGCCUCGCAGCAAAGCAGAGGCAAGAAUCGGAAACAGCGUCGCAAGGGCAAGGGAAGGAAAAAGCACCGUCAGAAAUCACAGCAGAAAAAAGGACUUGGUUUUACUGAGCACACCUCCGUCUCCCGGGGCAAGACCGCUCGCAGCGAACUCGCUAACUAGCGUUUAAAGUUUCAUAAUCCGUACUUGAAACGAGCCCAAAAAACACAGCAUUGGGAAUCAUACUAAAAUUCUCUUAACCAUCACGAAAUUGGGUUUAGAUGUAUUGUCACAAGUACAGGAAGCAGAGAACU